Mizuhopecten yessoensis (Yesso scallop) is the source of this 767-nucleotide messenger RNA. RefSeq lists its product as uncharacterized. NCBI's taxonomy places the organism in Eukaryota, Metazoa, Mollusca, Bivalvia, Pectinida, Pectinidae. Bases 375 to 767 code for a protein of 130 amino acids. The transcript is spliced from 6 exons. The record is from RefSeq and is a predicted model, not a curated record.
UCAUUUGAUCACUGCUAUGCAUAAACUUAAUGUACUCAUCGAAAAAAAUGUACACAGGAGUGUCAUAACGGACCGUGUGGACAAAGCGAAUCAUGUCAGAAACAGGGAACAGGCUGAGAAUAUGGACAGAGAUAAUAAUUAACGAGUAAGACCAGUGGAGGAAGCCGUCCAUAUCAGAAGACAUGGGCCCGCUUUGUACAGAUACCAGCGGGACUCUUAAGAACUUAGAGUUUGUGCAUGACAGCGAUCAGACGAACCUUAUUUAUCAGAUUCAAAUGUGUUGUAUUAAGAAAAGAAGUUAAACCAAGAAGCAAUUGAAAUAGUAUUAAGACACUGGUGUUAUAACGUAAUGCCUUGUAUCAUUGAAAUAAAACAUGCCUAGUGAAACGUUUCGCGCAUGCGUUGCUGUGUGUCAGAUUAACAUGCUGACAUUUAUACAGUAUAUGAUAAAGUGUUUUUGCUAUUAUAUUCCAGGAAAGUCACGUUUGCCAGCCAGAACUGCCGACCAACAAGAAGACACUCCUAAGUCAGUUGUAUUCAGCAGUGUUCUGCGUUCUGAGAAAGAAAGAGAGCAGGUGCCUGCAGAAGAAAAUAAAUCCCACUACCAGGAGCUGGAUCCACGUGACAUACAAUCUCCGUCACCAUAUCAAAGUCUAACUGAAGGUGACGAUGGUGCUAUGACCGAAUAUGAAAGGAACAAUUACGAAACCCUCAAAGGCGAUCCAGUGAAUAAGGAUUACGAACAACUCCGGGGAGAUGAUGGUUAG